UGUCAGAGUCGCCAUGGGGGACCUGGGGCUGGGCCAGGAGUUCCACACCUGGCACCAGUUCAGCACCUUCAUCGACGACUGGUGCGAAAAGCACAAGGUGCUCUUCAUCGUCGCCAGCCUGAAGCCGCUGAUCUCCCUGCGCCAGAACCCACUGCACCAUCAGCCUAGCCUGGCGGAGAUCCUCCGCUUCCGUUUUGUGCGCCUCAUCUGCAAGCACAGCGGGACCUACGUGGGGCAGAGCACGGUGCAGCGCAACCGCCUCAGUGAGAAAAUUGACUGCCCAGCCUCCAUCACGCUGCGCCUAGGCCCCAAGAAAGACCGCUUGGUGGUGAUCGAGGCCAACCUGGAGCACAAUCACCGCCUGUCCGAACUGGAGUUCGCACUCCACUUCAAGCGGCACCAGCUGAGAGCCAGCCUGGGGCUGCCCAUCCGCAUCACCAACAGCAUUUCCAAGCGCUUCCUGUCGCCUGAUCUUAUCUGGAAGAUCGAGGAUUACAGCCGAGCCAAAGACAAGGGCAUGUGCGAGCUCUUGGCUGUCCUCGACGGACUCUUCAAGGCAGACGCGGGCGCCAAAGUCAAGCUGGUGUUCCAGGAGGACGUAGCGAUCCUCAACAGCAUCUUCCUGGCCACCUCGCGCAUGCGUGGACUGGUGCAGCGCUUCCCAGCUCGCCUUUUCCUGGAGCGUGCUGCCUUCCUCGACGAAGACUUCGAGCUCUAUACAGUGCUGUGCCAGGACGCCAACGGGCGCGGGCGGGAGGUGGCCUAUUGUCUCGCACGCCAGGGGCUGCCUGACCUUCUCAUAUUCAUUGUGGCUUCGUUGGUGCAGAGUGCCCCGGACAUCAAGCUGCAAGUGAAGGUGGUUACAGUCGGGGCUGGCGUGACAGGCCUCGAUGCUGUGGAGGAGGUGCUGCCGUGCGCCCGGGUGCAGAUCUGUCGCCUCCAGGCCUUGGAGGCGCUCUACCGCAAGGCCUGCGAACUGGCUGUCCCCAAGGAAGACCGGAUCCGCAACCUGCUGCUCAACCUGGCCAACGCCGACUCGCCGCGGGUCUACAGCCAGUACCUGAGCGACCUCGAAGACGUGGCCCCGCUUUCCUUUCUGCAGUACUUCCUGGAGCGCUGGCACCCCCACAAAGGGAUGUGGGUGGAGUGCUGGGCCUUCGAGAAGCACCGAGAGUGCCUCUUCCUGGACCACCUGAGCAUGCACCGCCACAAGCUGCUGACGGCGCUCAGUCCCCCCAUGACGCUGGCUGCCGGCGUCCAGGGUCUGUUGGAUCUUCAGGCCCUCCAUGUCGAGACCUCGACGCUAAAUGUGGCGCCAGUGGUCGAACUGUACCGGACUGCCUGCCUGCCUGCCGGCACCGACCUGAUAUGUGAGGAAUUAGACCUGGUGCCCCAUGCCCACUACGAGCUCAGGGACACUCCUGAUGGGUACCUCCUGGAGGGGAGCACCUGCUCUUUUCUGGUGAGCCUAGACCUGACCGCUUGCAGUUGCUCUAUUUACAUGGCUCACCAGCUGCCCUGCCGACACAUCUUUGCUGCACGCCUUUGGGCAGGGGAGCCCCUCUUUGACCCCCGCCUGCUGCCCAGCUCGACAGAUGGACAUCGAAACAUUACAGGCCCGGAGGAGUGCUGA
Messenger RNA from Euleptes europaea (tarantolino), 1633 nucleotides. It is a transcript of the gene ZSWIM9, whose product is annotated as zinc finger SWIM-type containing 9. Gene Ontology annotation, molecular function: zinc ion binding. The record is from RefSeq and is a predicted model, not a curated record. The coding region runs from base 14 to 1633 and encodes 539 amino acids. NCBI's taxonomy places the organism in Eukaryota, Metazoa, Chordata, Lepidosauria, Squamata, Sphaerodactylidae. The transcript has 2 exons.